Molecule: messenger RNA, 2372 nt
Organism: Carassius auratus (goldfish)
Lineage: Eukaryota; Metazoa; Chordata; Actinopteri; Cypriniformes; Cyprinidae
Exons: 7
Coding region: 451-1758 (435 amino acids)
Source: RefSeq, a predicted model, not a curated record
CGAGAAUUAACGAACCAACAACACGAACAGGAUUGUCAGCCAAACAUAAAGGCAGUGCAAAUGAGCUGCAGCUGGCGCUCAUAGACCGCAGCUGCGGUGCUAGUUAACAGACGCACACAAUCAGAUAGAGACGCAAGAUGAACAUACAGAACCAUGAACCGUGACACAACACUAAUGAAUCAUUUCAAUCAACCUCUGAGGCAAACCCGUAACACUUAAAUUCAACCUCUCACAGGCCAGGCCCAAAGAGUCACUUUGUCUGGCAUCGGGUGAAAAAUUCUCCAUGUGCUUGUGAGAUGAGGUCUCUGUGCAACGGGAGAGGCCAAGGCAGAUCGAACAGGAGCUGGAUUAUCUCUGUCAGCCACAACUUCCCUGGCCAGUUCAGAGCAAUCUGUAUUACUGAGUGAUUGCACUCUCUUACUCUUUUUAGAGUUGGUAUGAUCAGACUCAAUGGAAGAAAUGUGUAAAACAGUAUGCUUGGCCAUGGGUGUGUUUGUGGAUACAGAUGAAAUACCGUCAGUGUCAGUGAUGGAGGGAGAUUCUGUCACUUUAUACACUGGUGUUACUGAACUACAUGAAAAUGAUGAGAUAGAAUGGAGGUUAAAUAGAAUUCUCAUUACUACAAUCAGUCGUGACCCCAAUGGCAUCAAAGUAUGGGUUAAUACUGAUGGGGAUUUAAACGGCAGACUGCAGCUGGAAAAUCAGACUGGAGAUCUUACGAUAAGAAACAUCAGAAACACAGACUCUGGACAGUGGAAAAUAAAAAUCGUCAGCACCAGAGGAUCCCCAUCGAAGACAUUCAACAUCAGUGUCGUCCCUGUGGAUGAAUUGAAGCCAUUGUCAGUGAAGGAGGGAAAUUCUGUCACCCUCAACAGCAAUAUUAAUGAAAUACAGAGAGAUGAUGUGAUACGAUGGAGGUUUGAACAUCUUAACACUCCUGUAGCUGAAAUCAGUAGAAAGGAAGGAAUCUUCAAAACAUAUAAUGGUCUUGAUGAGAGAUUCAGAGACAGACUACAGCUGGAAUAUUUGACUGGAUCUCUGACCAUCAGGGACAUUGGAACCAGUCACUCUGGAGUUUAUGAAGCUGACAUCAGGAUUGGCAGCAGUGGAUACACCACACACAAGUCAUUCAAUGUGACUGUCAGCGAUGCAGUGAAGACCGUGUCAGUGAUUGAGGGAGAAACUGUUACUCUACAGACUGUUACUGAAAUACAGACAGAUGAUCUGAUACUGUGGAUGUUUGAAGGCACUGUUGUAGCUGAAAUCAAUAAAGCAGCCCAACGAUUCUCCAUAUAUGAUGGACCUGAUGGGAGAUUCAGAGACAGACUGAAGUUGGACAAUCAGACUGGAUCUCUGACCAUCACAGACACCAGAACCACAGACUCUGGACUUUAUGAAGUGAAGAUCAGAAACAGCAGACGCACCAUAAACGGGAGAUUCACUGUUACUGUCACUGGUCCAGGUCUGUCUCCAGCUGCUGUAGCAGGGAUUGUUGGUGUUAUUGUUGCUGUUGUUAUUCUGGUGACUGCAGCUGUAGCUGUAGUUGUAGCUCCUGUUGUGAUUAAACAUCGACGCAGGAUCGCUGAACUAGAAAGACGAAGGAGAAGUGUUCGGCUCCUCUUUUCAGACUUAUUCAGUGGUGUUGGGCACAACGUUUCAGACUUCUUCAGUGCUGUUGGGCACAUCUUUUCAGACUUCUUCAGUGCUUUUUUCUCAAAGGAAGGGUGGAAGACCCCCGGAAGAGAGUCCUAUCUUUGAUGAAUGAUUCAGUGAUGAAGUUGUCCAAACUCACUGAAACAGAACAGCAGCAGUUUCUAGUCGUUUAUAAUCACUUUAUCAAUACACACAUGAAGAGUUUGAAGUGGACACAGUCGAGCUUUUGUAAUAUGAAACUGAUGAGUUUGUUUUGACAUAAACAGAGAAACAUGCUUUUAUUCGAGAUUAAGUUAAUGUAACAGUUUUCUGUUUGUGCUGAUGAUGAUGUUACACUGAUCAUAUUACGCUCUUUUGACUCAGUUUGACUGAUUAAACGCAGGAUGUGACACUAAAAUGACUUGAUUGUUGUUAAACCUGCAAAAUAUUUCAGGACUAAACUCAGGUUAAUUAAUGUGUGUAUGAUUUUAUUUGUGUUUGUUUUUACUUGAUACUAUUGCUCAUAUUUGUACUUUAGUUAUUCAUAGCUUUGAUAUUUUGUAGAUGACUUUAGACUUUUUAGAUCUUCAGUGUUAUGAAAAUAAAGUUUUGUGUGUGGUUAAGUCUGGUGUGUGUUUGGUAAUGUAUUCAGUUCAUGUACUCAUGUAUAGAGUUAAAACUCUGAUUAUUUCAGUCACUGAUGAUGAAAAGAUCACAUCAGAUGAAUAAAGAGAAGUGUG